Cuscuta campestris is the source of this 2525-nucleotide messenger RNA. Lineage: Eukaryota; Viridiplantae; Streptophyta; Magnoliopsida; Solanales; Convolvulaceae. The record is from the annotation of a GenBank genome assembly.
GAAUUUUUUUAUUACUUUCUUUUAUUGAAAUUUGAUCAAUUCAAAUUAAAUAAAAACAUAUUAAAUCAAAAUAAUAUUAAAUAUAACUAUAUUCAGAUCAAUAAAUCAAAUUAUAUUUGAUCAUAGAAUUCAUUUCAACAUAUCAAAGAGGAAAUGAGACCAAGACUCCAUCGUUCUUCCACGCUCAACCCUAACGCCGGGCCUUAAGGUGGUUAGUUGUAGGGAAUUCUCCCCACAACCGAUCGGGUAUUUCUUCCCAUAACCGAUCUGCGUAUUCUUCUUCUUCUGCGUAUUCUUCUUUGGUCAUCAGAUCCGGCGCAGAGGUUGACGAAUAUGACCUCGAUUCAGGCCUAUAGUGCGAUUCUCAUCUCCUGUAAAAAUUUCCAACCAGUUUGAAAUCUACAAUUCUAAGCCAAUUAUGACGAUUGAAGCACUUCUUCAACCUGGAUCAAAGACCCAUUGCGUGACUCAAGUCUUGGAUCAAGUUACAAGAACAAAGAAUCUGAGAGCUGUUAAGGCGAUUCAUGGCCACUUGAUCAUCACAGGGCUUCUCUCCCUCACUCCCACUCUCCAGACCAAGAUCAUAUUUGCCCACACCACAUGCCUUCUUCCUCAAUCAAACAACCUCCUCCUCCGUCGGACUUUAACAGAUCUUUUGUCAUCCCUCAAUCCCAGAAACCCCUUGCUCUUCAACUCCAUCAUCUCCGGAUUCUGUGAAAGCGGGUUCUAUUCUCUCGCUUUACAAGCAUUUUCUUUCAUGCAUUCUAAUGGUGUCUGCAUAGACUCGUACGCAUUGUGUAGUUCCGUGACAUCUGCUUCCUCCCUCCGAAACCUUGAAUUUGGCCGGAAAGUUCACGCCUUUACUGAAAAAUCGGGUUGGUUUUCUAGCGUGUAUAUGGGUUGUGCUCUGAUCGACUUUUAUGCAAAAUUGCAAUGCGUGGACAGUGCAGCUUUAUUGUUCGACGAAAUUCCCGUUAGAAAUAGUGUGUGCGCUAAUGCACUGAUAUCAGGCUACACCGAGUCUAAAAUGUGGGAUGAAGCGCUUGAAUUGGCCAGGAAGCUACCGUUUUUAAAUCUGGGGUUUGAUAAUUUCACCUUUUCAUCUGUAUUGCGCGCUUGUGCUGGGAUUUCUGCUGUUGGAUUGGGAAUGCAGGCCCAUGGGUGUGGCAUUCGCAAAAUCCCUGAUUUUGAAAGUGAUGUAUUUCUUCAAAGCUUGUUAAUCGAAAUGUAUGGAAAGUGCGGGCUGCUAGAGAAGGCUAGGCGAGUCUUUGACAUGGGAGUCGUAAGAAAGAGAGAUCUUGUUCUAUGGACUUCAAUGCUGGGCGUACUGGGACGCAACGGGAAUUACGAACAAGUGAUCACACUGUUUAGAGAAAUGGUAACCCAGGGAAUUAAACCGGAUGGUGUGGCAUUUUUGACUGUUAUCUCAGCUUGUAGCCACACAGGCCAAGUGUGUCUUGGAAUGGAGUAUUUUGAAUCAAUGGCUGGUGAUUAUGGACUGGAACAUGGUCCAGAGCACUACAGCUGUGUGAUCGACUUGCUUUGUCGUUCUGGGGAGUUGGAGAAGGCAUGGAAAUUUGUAGAGAAGGGAAACAGGAGUUUCACAGUUUCCACAUGGGGAGCAUUGCUCAAUGCCUGCAUUGAAUGUGGGAAUGUCGAAUUGGGUAAAUUUGCAGCUCAGAGGGCGAUCGAAUUGGAUCCUCAUAACGAUGGGAUAUAUGUUCUACUGUCAAACUUAUAUGCCAGGAACAGUAUGUGGAGCGAGAUCGAGGAGCUCAGGGAAUUCGUCGGUGGAAAGGGGCUAAAGAAAGAUAUUGGCUCUAGUUGGAUUGAUGUUGCGACUUGAACAAGACUAUAGUUCUUUCAGAUUUGGACAAAUGAUAUAUAACUGGCGCGACCUUCAUAACUUCUUUAUGCCAAGAAACCCAGCCUGGUAAUUGCCUUUCAGGCCCGUUCAGUGAGCACAAGAGACAUGAGUUCUGGCAUCACAUUGCUGCACCAUUUCGAAGUAUCAGACCAUUAUUCUCCAAGAUAUGCAAAGGACUGCUCAAUUACAUGGAGAUUGAGAGUCCAACUAGCUUCUCAAAUUCCUUAGCUAGCUGAGGAGACUGAUUAAGAAGAAGAUGGGGGAGUCCAACUAACUUCUAAAUUUCUCUGUGGACAACAUAAAAAACAAGAGGGACAGAUAAUUACUCCCACAGAUGGAGGGAAGCUUAGAAUCAAGAAUCCCAAAUGAAUCAGUCAGUAUUAUGGGGGGUAGUUGGAUUAAGGGCUUGGAUCUUCACAAGAAGGGAAUACCCAAAACCCAAGAUGUCUUAUGCUUAUCACAGUUGCCCCAGUGCAGUUACCAAGAAUCGAACUCGGUUCUACCUCUUUGACACUCCCUGCUUUUUCUAACUGUGCAACGCCCAUUGGCAAAAUUGAGAUUAAUAAGACUACAUGGUUCGAGUUGCAGAUGUAACAUCUAAUAGUGUUUAUAGCUAAUGAAUAACUUCCUCUGUCUCUAAGAAAACUUCUUGUUUCAU